AUGAGUCGUUGCCCGCACCAUGAGGACUUCGUGGCAGGAGGUGCCUCCUUGGCAGAGGUGCGUGCAAAGCCUCGCGAGGUGAUGUUCGGCAUUUUCUGCAGGCGUGUGUUCGACGUGGAUGUCAUCAAAAAGACCUGGACAGGAGACAUCGUGCUGACCGUAAGCUGGAAUGACCCAGAGGUGUCUCAGGUACUACCUGUUGGCAAGGAGGAUACCCGAUACUCUACAGAUGAUGCAAGGAAACUCAUUUGGCUGCCAGAUAUUGGAGUUACAAACCGGGAUUUCAAGAAUGUCGAAGUCCUUUCCUCCAGUGUGAAGAUCUGGUCCUCGGGCUGGGCAACAAAGGUCGAACGGAUGCUCGUGACGAUGACGAACGACUUUGAUACCUCAGCAUAUCCUUUCGACCGUCAGUCGCUGCAAGUCAUCGUAGCGUCUGAGAAGCUGAUGGCUGAUGAGUUGGUUCUCAAACCUCACACAGACACGACGCUGAUUGGAGUCAAGGAUGACGUGCUGACCGGAACUGGCUUCGGUGGCACAGAAGGAGCAAAGCCGAAGUAUUCCAUUUCCAGCUUCAAAGAGACGGAUGCGUUGCUUGUCAAGAGCCGUGGACUGUUUGAGAUUCAGAUAGCUCGUGGUUUCGGAGGAGCAGGACGACAGAUCUUCGGACCCACGCUCACCUUGCUGGCUGUGUCCUACUCCGUUUUCUUCUUUCCCCUCGUUCCAGCCUUUACCAUGCCACGUGUUGCUUCGAGCGUCAUCUCACUGCUGGGCGAGAUGACCUUGCUGACCAAGGCGCGGGUGCCGGACUCGUGGACGGACGUCUAUAUGGAGAUGGUCUGCCUGCUGAUCGGCUCUGUGAGUGUGCUGAGCCUGUCCAUGGAGAUCUGCUUUCACACAUACAAGAAUGAGGAACUGGCGAAGAAGCUGAACCAUGUGUACAAAAUCUCUUAUCCUGUGGUGUUCUUGAUUCUCUUCAUAUUGCUGCUCUGCUUCAGCUCGGGUGCCUUCAACGACCUUUGCGCGUUCUUGGUUCGGACGAUCGUCUGUCUCCUGCUAGUUGCAAACUUCGUGUGGGUUCGCAGGAGUUUGGCUCCCUCGGAAGGAAAGCCGGAAGAGCCAGCUGACAAGCCCGAAGGAACAUGA
Messenger RNA from Symbiodinium sp. CCMP2456, 1143 nucleotides. NCBI's taxonomy places the organism in Eukaryota, Dinophyceae, Suessiales, Symbiodiniaceae. The record is from the annotation of a GenBank genome assembly.